GCAGUGCUGGCGGCCGAGGUGGUGAAGUUCUUCUUCCCCGCCAUGGUGCAGCUGCACAGCUAUGUGCCUGCCAGCUCCACGCCACAGAAACUCGCCAACUGGGGCCAUCUCAACAGGAAGGUGCUGAGUAAGCUGGAAUUCUCCAUCCCAGACGACGUGAUCCUGCAGGUCGUGCGGUGCCAGCCGGGCGCCGUGGAGCAGGUGCUGCUCCUGCUGCAGCAAAAGAUCAAGGAGAAGCAGAAGCAGAGCAAGGUGGUGCCUGGCCCAGGCCAGGGCAGAGGGGCCUGGGGGAAUGGGGGGCACCCGGUGCACUGGGUCCUGCUUGUGGGUGCCAUGGCUAAGGGGCUGGAGGGCGGAGAAGGCGAGGUGAUGAAAAGCCACCAUGGCGGUGCCCAGCCUCCCCUGGGCGACGCCGCCAUCCGCCAGCAGCUGGCAGAGAGGGAGGAGGCCCUGCUUCUGGCACAGGAGACCAUCCAGAUCCUGCAGCUGAAGAUGGGGAGGCUGGAGCAGCUGGUGCACCUCAAGAACGUGCGGAUAGAUGACCUCAGCCGGCGCCUGCAGGAUGCCCAGCGCCAACAGCGGUGA
Messenger RNA from Tauraco erythrolophus (red-crested turaco), 585 nucleotides. The record is from RefSeq and is a predicted model, not a curated record. Lineage: Eukaryota; Metazoa; Chordata; Aves; Musophagiformes; Musophagidae.